Messenger RNA from Ostrinia furnacalis (Asian corn borer), 1865 nucleotides. RefSeq names its product proton-coupled amino acid transporter-like protein pathetic. The record is from RefSeq and is a predicted model, not a curated record. Gene Ontology annotation, cellular component: vacuolar membrane. The transcript is spliced from 10 exons. The coding region runs from base 120 to 1550 and encodes 476 amino acids. Gene Ontology annotation, biological process: amino acid transmembrane transport. Lineage: Eukaryota; Metazoa; Arthropoda; Insecta; Lepidoptera; Crambidae. Gene Ontology annotation, molecular function: L-amino acid transmembrane transporter activity.
CCGUUCAGUCCGUUUUCAAUUGUCUUGCAAUAUGCACUGAUCACUCGUUUUUUUUAAGUCGAUUGUUGACAAUGUCAGUGAGUGCUUGAUUCUAAAACAGAGCAAGGUACUUGGACAAGAUGGAGGCAGAAAAAAAACAGAACCUGCCGAUGGAGAACUUCAGCUCUACGGCAGAGCUUACGAGCAAUUUGGGCUUCCAGUCGUCAUUAAGCUUAGCACCAAAAGCUACCAGCGAUGAAAAAGCUUACAAUCCAUUUGAACACAGGAACCUGGCGCAUCCAAAUUCGACCAUUGGCUCGAUCCUGCAUCUCCUGAAAGCAUGUCUUGGCUCAGGGAUCCUGGCCAUGCCGGCGGCGUUCAAGAAUGCCGGUCUCAUCGCGGGAACCAUUGGCACCCUCCUCGCUGGUGUUAUAUGCACACACACUGUCCAUAUUCUGGUUAAAACCUCGCAACAAGUAUGCGUGGAUGCCAAGAAGCCGUCAAUGAGUUUCGCAGACACUUGCGGGGCAGCCUUCACUUAUGGGCCCAAACGGGUCCAAGGAUGGGGAAAUGCUGUCAAAAAUAUAGUCGAUUGUUCAAUGACACUGGCAUACGUCGGGGUACUGUGUGUCUACGUCGUAUUCAUCGGAUCUUCUUUCAAGGAGGUCCUAGACGUAUUCUACCCAGAACUCGGCCUGUCCAUCCAAGUGUACUGUGCUCUGACCCUCAUCCCACUAGUCCUGAUCUGCCAGAUUCGGAACCUCAAGCAUCUGGUGCCGUUCUCGGCUCUAGCCAACUUCUUGAUCCUGGUGGUCUUCACGAUCACAUUGUACUAUGUGUUUACUGAUCUACCACCGGUCACGGAUAGAGAAAUGGUGGCCAGCAUUACACAGUGGCCUUUGUUCUUGAGCACCGUGGUCUUCGCGAUGGAAGGCAUCGGCGUGGUCAUGCCAGUUGAGAACGAGAUGGCUAACCCUCGCCGGUUCCUAGGCUGUCCUGGAGUACUCAACGUGGCCAUGGUCAUCGUCAUCGUGCUCUAUGGAGUAGUCGGCUUCUUUGGCUAUGUCCAGUACGGAGACGCGGUUAAAGGCAGCAUCACUUUGAACCUGCCGGAGGAUGCUAUCGUCGCUCAAAGUGCGAAGCUUCUGAUGGGUAUCGUGAUAUACCUGUCAUACGCUCUACAGUUCUACGUACCCAUGGAAAUGGUUACCAGGCUGCUGGGAACCAGAGGGGAGAACUACCAGAAUGUCAUCCAGAUUAGCAUCAGGACUGGGAUGGUCGCUUUUUCUGUUGCCAUAGGAGCUGCAUUCCCGAGCUUAGAGCUGGUCAUCAGCUUCGUUGGAGCGGUGUUCUUCUCGACACUCGGUCUUCUAAUACCAGCGGUCGUGGACACGGUCUACAACUGGGACAGGGAUCUGGGCUUCAUGAAGUACGUUCUCUGGAAGAACAUCCUCAUCAGCAUCAUCUCCCUUGUAUGUUUAGUCUCCGGGGCUUAUACCUCCAUCCAGGGAAUGUUCGAGGAGUUCGGUGGCGGCCAUCAUGAGACCUUCGAUAAUGCUACUCUGACAUGAUGUUCCUAGUCCAACAAUUUGAGAGUUGUUCCAUUUGGAUCCCUACUGAUUUCCUGAGGGAUUAGUUGUAUUUUUAUAUUUACUAUUCCCGUAGAUCAGAAGUAGAGUAGAUUAAGUAGUUAUGUGUAAAAUGUUAAAAUGAAUAUUGUUCUCUAGCUAGGCUGUACUUGCCAUUAAAAAAAGCGAUCAAACUGUAGUAGUAAAGUAUUAAGUGGAUCAUAUUAUUAUAGGUGUACUAGCUUUUCGCCCGCGUGGAAUUUUUCGGUUUUUUAUAUAACCUGUGACACUCAGCAAUAAUGUGGCCUUCUAUUGGUG